AUGCGUUUCUCAACUCAAUCCUUCGUUUCUCUUCUCUCGGCCGCCAUCGUCGGCCAGGUCCAGGCGGUUGACCCGCUCGUCGACCUUGGCUAUACUAAACUCCAGGGCGUCGCGGAGCCAAGUGGUGCGACCCGAUGGCUCGGGGUUCGCUUUGCGGCGCCGCCGACGGGCCAGCUUCGAUUUGCCGCUCCUGUUGAUCCUCCCAACACAACCGACGUCGUCGACAACUCCCAGUUUCGCCCAAUAUGCCUGGCCCGUAGUGCGUCGGACUUCACCAUGAAGCCCAACAAGCGCUUCACCACGGACGAGGACUGCCUGUUCGUCAACAUCUUCGCGCCGUCCAACGCGACCCCGGAAUCGAAGUUGCCGGUCAUGUACUUCAUCCAAGGCGGAGGCUUCCAGUCCCUCUCCAACGCGAACUUCAACGGCAGCGACCUGGCCAGGUUCGGAAACAUGCUCGUCGUCCAGGUCAACUACCGCGUCGGGCCGUACGGCUUCUUGCAGAGCAAGGAGGUGCAGGCGGGCGCGAGCAUGAACAACGGUUUGAAGGACCAGAUCCAGGGCCUGAAAUGGCUCAAGCAGCACGCCGCGGCUUUCGGGGGAAACCCCGAUCAGAUGGUGGCUGUGGGAGACUCCGCCGGCGCGACGUCCGUCGCCCUCCUCCUCGCCGCGUUCGGGGACAACGACCCGGGCCUGAUCAAGGGUGCCAUCAUGGAGUCGGUCUCGGUCGCGACUGUCCGUACGCUUGAACAGGGCCAAGAACAGUACAACUGCUUGACGAACGCUACCGGCUGCAAUAAGCAGGCGGAUUCUCUUGCCUGUCUCCGCGGUCUCGAUGCGAAGGCUUUGCAGACGGAAGAGUGCCAGUUCAACCCCAACCUCGACGGCGACCUCGUCAAGGCUCCUACUCUGCAACGAUUCGCUGAGGGCAAAUACCUCAAGGUCCCAACCAUCGCCGGCACUUGCACUGACGAAGGAACCAAGAACGUGCCGCAGAGUACUGACAACACCGCUGACGCUCUCAAGACGAUCAACAACCAAGCCACCCAGUCUCUCAGCAAUGCGUCUCUGGCUCUUCUCCAACAAACCUAUCUCGAUGUCCAGCAGCCUGUAUUCCCGAAGUCCGGCAAGUUGUGGCGUCAGCUUGCGACCGCCCACGGUGACUUCAGAGCGCACUGCAUCACCAAGAUCUUCCAGGAUGCGCAGGCUCGUGACGGUGUGAAGACAUUCAACUACCGUUACGGCCCCAUCGACGACGAGCAGGAGGCUCUGGGCUUUGGUGCCUAUCACACCGUCGAGUUGAACGGUGUCUUCGGCCCCAACAACACCGACGGCGCUCCGCCCAAGAGUUACUCGACGACCAACGCACCCAUCGUGCCGUUGACUCAGGCGUACUGGGCCAGCUUCAUCCGCACUCUUGACCCCAAUGCUGCCAAGAUCCAGGCAGGCAUGCCGGAAUGGCAGGUGUGGACUGUUGAUGGCAAGCAGAGACUCUUGUUCCAGAACAACACUGGUACGAUGGAGGGAAUGCCCAUCGCUCAGCAAGACAACUGCGCAACACUCGCUCCCAUGAUCCCCUUCAUCGAAACUCCUGCGACGGAUGCUCAAAAGGCCAGCGUAGAGUUGAAGAGGGUCAACUCACAAGCGACGCCACCCAAGCCUCCAGCUCAGGUCACGUCUGCCAAUGGUCUGGAUGGCGCGCUCGCUCGAUUCCAGAUGGAGAUGGAGACCAAGAAGAAUGGAACUGAGAAGGGACAUGGAGGAGGCAAGGGUAAAGGCAAGGGCAACAGCACAGGCAACGGAGAAGGUGGAAAGGGUAAGGGCAAGGGCAAGGGCGAACACGGAGGCGCGAAAGGCAAUGGCACUGAGACCGGCGGAGGAAAAGGCAAAGGCAAAGGAGGUAAGGGCAAGGGCAACAGCACGAUGCCUGGCGGAGGAAAGGGGAGAGGAAACGGUACUGCUGGCGGCGGCGGCGGCAGAGGUAACUCCACGCCUCCAGUCACUCUUCCUCCCGGCAGAAGCUCAGCAACCGAAACUGCCCACGGGCUUACAUGGAUGUGGACGUCCAUAGUCGUUGUGUGCUUGGGUCAGUUCCUCUUGGCUUGA
Molecule: messenger RNA, 2106 nt
Organism: Colletotrichum karsti
Lineage: Eukaryota; Fungi; Ascomycota; Sordariomycetes; Glomerellales; Glomerellaceae
Product: carboxylesterase
Exons: 2
Coding region: 1-2106 (701 amino acids)
Source: RefSeq, a predicted model, not a curated record